AUGUUGUCUGACCCCGCAGAGGAUCCUGGCUUCUCGUCAUCCUCGCCCUUGACAUCACCAGUAGACGAGUCUGACCAUUCGCUGCCCCAUCCCCCGGACCUGAAGGAACAACAGAGCUUGCCGGGAUUAGAUGGAAAGCCCGUUCGCUGGUUUGAUGCAGACCGCUCGGAACCGUAUACGCACAUUACCCCCUUUCAGGAACAACAUGACACGAGUGUCGAGUUUUUCUACAAGCCGAUAACCUUAACCGCACUUGGGGUGGGGUUCGCGAUUCUAGCCUAUGUCGCGAUGACGCAGGACGUCUUGAAGGAAGGGGCGGAAAAGCAGAGAAUCGGCGUGUACGCCGUCAUCGCCUCGUUCCUGCUGUUCUCGAUGCUUCAGUUUCGGGACGGCCCAUUCAUUCGGCCCCACCCUGCAUUCUGGAGGGUCGUCUUGGGUAUCAAUUUGCUCUAUGAACUGGCACUAGUCUUCCUGCUUUUCCAGGACCUUGACUCGGCACGGUCGAUGAUGAAAUAUCUAGACCCCAAUCUGGGAAAGCCUCUCCCUGAGAAGAGUUAUGCCGAGAACUGUGACCUGACCGUCAAGAAUGUGUGGAACGCUAUAGAUAUAUUUUGUCUGGCUCACGCUCUGGGGUGGUUUGGGAAAGCCCUGAUCCUGCGUGACUACUGGUUCUGCUGGAUUCUGAGCGUUGCCUUUGAGUUCGCCGAGUAUAGUCUGCAACAUCAGCUUGCAAACUUUGCAGAGUGUUGGUGGGAUCAUUGGAUUUUGGACGUCUUGAUCUGCAACUGGCUGGGGACUUAUCUGGGCAUGAAGGCAUGCCAGUACUUCGAAGUAAAGGGUUACACCUGGCGCGGUUUCCGCCAAAGCCGGGGAAUCCGUUCGAAGACUAAGCGCGUCAUCAGCCAAUUCUCCCCUCAUGAUUGGACGACGUUCAAGUGGGAGGGAACGGCAUCGUUCGGCCAUUACUUGACUGUCGUUCUGCUCCUGGCUGUCUUUUUGGCGGCCGAACUGAACCCCUUCUAUCUGAAGGCAUUGCUCUGGAUGGAGCCUGACCAUCCAUUUGUUAUUGCCCGUUUAGCGGGGGUGUUCUUGUGCGCGCUACCAGCUGUGCGAGAAUUGUUCCAGUAUGUCAACGACCCAAGACGGGCCGUGCGAAUGGGGCAGCACGUCUGGUUAUUGCUUGCUACGAUUGCAACGGAAUUGCUGGCGAUCACAAAAUGGAGUCAAGGCCAGUUCCCCGAACCACUCCCUAGGACCGUCCGAUGGGCCUGGACCAUAGGCGCUGGGCUGCUGGUUCUCUAUCCCACUGUUCGGUUCGGAAUACCUGCGGCAAGGCGGUAUCUGCGACGCCAGCAACAUAAUUCGAAGCCCAAGAGCGCAUGAGGAGCGUGGAGGGGUACUAUGGGUUCCGUGACGCCGCUAUGCUGCGGGCAGACGAAUGGAAUGCGCGUGGUCUGGCGCGGCGGUGCGCAGAGAACGCGUCCGGAGGCAUUAACCUACUGUGUCUAUUCUAAUCACCAGGCACCAG
Dichomitus squalens LYAD-421 SS1 is the source of this 1528-nucleotide messenger RNA. Its product is annotated as phosphatidylserine synthase 2. The coding region runs from base 1 to 1383 and encodes 460 amino acids. Gene Ontology annotation, molecular function: L-serine-phosphatidylethanolamine phosphatidyltransferase activity. The transcript is spliced from 15 exons. The record is from RefSeq and is a predicted model, not a curated record. Lineage: Eukaryota; Fungi; Basidiomycota; Agaricomycetes; Polyporales; Polyporaceae. Gene Ontology annotation, biological process: phosphatidylserine biosynthetic process.